Molecule: messenger RNA, 2196 nt
Organism: Pelodiscus sinensis (Chinese soft-shelled turtle)
Lineage: Eukaryota; Metazoa; Chordata; Testudines; Trionychidae
Source: RefSeq, a predicted model, not a curated record
AUGGAUGAUGGAGGGGAUGAUGAUGGAGGGGGGGGCUGUGGGGUGGAGGCAAGUCCUCUUGGGGGGCUGUGGGGAAGGCUGUGUCAACCUCUCUUUGGCCUUUCUGCCCCCCCUCGUCACUGUCCCUCUGGCCAUCUCUCCAUCCCUCCCAUCCUUCUCACCCUUGCCGUGACCCGCCUGGCAGUCAAGGACGCCGAUGGGGUGCUGUGCCGGUACAAGAAGAUCCUCAACACCUUCCAGAAGCUGAAGAGCAUGAGCCGGGCCUUCGAGCACCACCGGGUGGAUCGCAACACGGUGGCACUGACCACGCCCAUUGCUGAGCUGCUUAUCGUGGCGCCCGAGAAGCUGGCUGAGGUGGGCGAGUUCGACCCGUCCAAGGAACGGCUGCUGGAGUACUCACGCCGCUGCUUCCUGGCGCUGGAUGACGAGACCCUCAAGAAGGUGCAAGCCCUCAAGAAGAGCAAGCUGCUGCUGCCCAUCACCUACCGUUUCAAGCGGUGAUGGGGCCCCCAACAGCUCCCCUGGGACCCAUCGCCCUGGCAACUGGCCUAUCCCACUUCUGACACCACACUGCCCCGGGAUCCUCUUGGACCACCCUGUCCCAUACUGACACCAACACUGCCCAUCCCUGAGAUCCGUCACCUUGCUCACUGGCCUAUCCCACUGCUGAUGCCAACGCUGCCCCCUGAACUUCCUCAGACUGCCUUGCCCCACCUCGGACAUGAGCACUGCCCCUGGGAUCCCUUCAAAAUUCCCUAUCUCACUACUACCAUCAAUGCCACCUCCAUCCCUUGAACUGGCCUGUCCCGCCAAUGCUGCCCCCACCCCACAGGAUCUGUUACCCACAAACCUGCUAACACACUGCUAACACCAACAAUGCUUGCCCCCUGGGACUCUCUCGCACCAGCCCUUUCCACCAUUGACACCAAUGUAGCCUCCCACCCCGGGGAUAUGUCUCUUUGCAAAGCAACCUAUCCCACCGCUGACACCAAUGUCACCCCUCUGGGGCCUCUAGAAGCACCCUAUCCAAUGACUGACAAAUACAUACCCAAUCCCUGCUGCCCAUCAUCUUAAACUAUGAUGGGAUUCCACCCCCCCACGCACAUACUAGUGCCCCCUCCCACUGCUACAACAAAUAUUGCCUCCCGUAUCACCUCUCGCUUCAAGCAAUGAUGGGAUAAGGGCACUAUCCUACGCUGGUGCCCAUCAUCUACCACUUGUGGAGGUAAUGUGACAUCCUGCUCCUGACUGCACACAAUCCCACUGCUGACACCAUCACCUCUGGUACCAUCCCCUGGCACUACUGCCCACCCAUUCUUGCGGCAGACAACAGUGGGACUUUCCCUGCUCCCACAGAGCAACUUCCACUACUGUCGACCGCCACACGCCUGCUGCUUCCGCUCGCUCUUCUGUCCGUCCCAUUUCUCUGCCAGUGCUCUCUCCCCGUGAUCUGCCGCUACCCUUUGCUGAAUCUCUCCACCCCACUGUGUGAUGACUGGCUCCGUUCAUCCCUCUUUCUGUGCACAUCGCCUGCUGGACCUCUAAAUUCUCCCCCUGGCUCUGGGAGGGGAGUGGGGGCUAGUGGUUGGAGCAGUGGGGUCUGGGAGCCCGGACACCCAGGUUCUGUUUAUCCACUCGGAGACAUUGGGGGAAUUCUGUCUUCCCUUCCCAGGGGCAUGGGGAUCCCGUCCCUUUGCCUGGGGCUGUGUGAGCAGUGAGGCAGAGCUAGGUGUGGAAGGGGGCUAUGCUCUCACUCUGGUCCCUGGCCUGCCCAUGGGAGCAGUCAAACUCUGAGAGGCCCACCUAUAGCCCAUCUGGGGUAGGAGGCCUGUGGUUGCCAGGGCGGGGGCUAGCGGGCAGGCUAGCCCAAGGGGCCACAAGCUGGGGGCUUUCUUGUGGCAAAAGGGGUUCUGUCCUGACAGUGGUGGCCUGGUUAAAUGGGUAGGGUGGGGCUGGCUGGACCAGACUCCAAGGAACACACCAGGCUCUCCUGCCCGUAGGGUUGGUCUGUCUGCACUGCGGGAACGGGCCACGGGGCCAGGAGGGGACCGGCCCCACAAGCACGGGAGGUGACACUGGAGAAAGCAGGUUGACCUUUUAGGUCCAGGUCAGGCCUAAAAAUUAGGCCUGAGCACAAUUCUGUGGGGCAGAGGAGUAGGGUGGAGGGGGGUGGGGCUUUUCCUCAUGAGGUGGUGU